Molecule: messenger RNA, 1910 nt
Organism: Columba livia (rock pigeon)
Lineage: Eukaryota; Metazoa; Chordata; Aves; Columbiformes; Columbidae
Gene: CCDC125
Product: coiled-coil domain containing 125
Exons: 13
Coding region: 222-1874 (550 amino acids)
Biological process (GO): negative regulation of cell motility; negative regulation of Rho protein signal transduction
Cellular component (GO): cytoplasm
Source: RefSeq, a predicted model, not a curated record
GGAAAGGGAAAGGGAAAGGAAAGACAAAUAACUGACCCCAGCUGUCCCGCAGCCUCCGCGCUCCGGGCAGCUCCGGGGCCCCUUUCCGGGUGCCGCCCCGGGGCGGGACCGGUGGCGCCGAGGCCGGGCGGGCAGGUAAAAUACUUGUUUUGUGGGACCUGCUGUUCACAUCGCCAGUAAGUGAAGUGCCCUCAAUCAGGGAGAAAAAAAAAAGCACGAAGAUGGAGGAGGCAGAAGAUGAUGACAUGACAUGUGGAGACUUGGGAAAUGGACUUGGCAGAAGGCCUGGAGGUGUUUACGAAGGGGGAAAUUUACAAAACACUUACUCGUUUAGGUCUAGGAAGGGAUCUGGAAAGGUUUGUAGUUCUCUCUUGUCAGCAAAGAGAGUGGAAGAGGGUGAUGCUGCAGCUCUUCCCGGCUCAAAGCGAAACAGUUUAAACAACGGAUCGUCCAAAAAGCCUGUUGCUAGUUCCGCCCGACAGUAUAGCUGCGAAUCUACUACUGAAGUGUCGAAUGAGGAACUAAAGCAACAACUUCAGGAAGCUCUACAGGAAGUUGAAGUUUUGAAAGUUGAGCUUGAAGCGUCUCAAAGGCAACUUGAAGGAAAAGAUGAAGCCCUAAGAAUUCUGCAGAGCAUGGCAGUAUUUGAUAAAGCUACUAGUCAUACGAAAGCAAUGCUUCAAAAAACUGAGGAAGAAAAGAGAACUUUAGAAAAGGAAAUAAAUAUUUUACAAUGGGAAAUUGAGUUUGAUCAGGAUCGAUUUAAAAACAUAGAAGACACAUGGACAGAAAAGUAUGACAGAGCCACCCCCAGCCCAGAUAACCAGCAGUGGCUCCGCAGAACCCAGCCUGGCGUGUCCUGCUUUCUGAGCCCUGGUUCUGUGCCAGUCAGACCAAGCCUGCACACAGGACUUCCUGCAGAGAGGAUAUAUUGUGAAAAUGCAGCUCUUAAGGAAGCAUUGAAACUAAGAACAGAAGAAGUUAAAACUCUUAAAGCUGAAAAUGCAAUCCUGAAUCAGCAGUGCUUGGAAUUUCUUGCAAUGCUAGAUGUGAAACAACAGAAGGUUGUUCAGGAAAACAUGUCCUUGAAUAAAAGUGACAUUACAGAUUUUACAGGCCUUGAACUGGCGGUUCUUGGAGCCUGCACCUGCAAAACUUCUGGAGGGCAGCCUUGUCCCUGUGCUAAAAUGGCAGCUGUAACUCGGAAGCAACUUCUUCAUCUCAAGCAAGAGAUUGAAAAUCUGAAAAAGAGUAAAGAAGAAGCUUACAUAAUGGCAGAUGCUUUCAGAAUUGCAUUUGAGCAGCAGCUAAUGCAGAGGAAGGACCAAGCCCUGAGGCUUGCAGAAGUGAUAAAGAUUAAGAAGGAAAUGAAAUUUAUAAACUGGAGACGUCUGAAAGAUGAAGGACAUGUCAAGUUACCGGGGAACAAGAACAGUCUGGGGCAAAAACUGUCUGGACUCCUCUCGUCAGACGGGGACUGCAGGAAAGUGAAAGAGUUGGACAAUCCCCAUGAGAUCCUGAAGAUGUUAAUAGAUUUGGUAAAUGACAAAGAGGAGGCUCUGGCUCAUCAAAGAAAGGUGAGUUACAUGCUGGCUCGCGCAAUGGAGGCAAAAGAGGAUGUUUUGGAACAGGAUAAAGGACAUGUCAUGCUGGGGAGUUGUCAGGACAAAACCCCAGAGUCAUCGGGCCCCGUCCGCACCAGCUGCCAAAACCCCCAUUCUCAGAGCCGGAAUUCUUCAGUUCCCAGUGCAGAAACACUUGAAAAUCCGGUAAAAAUGCUCCGAAAAUCACACUCCUGGCCAUCUGAGAUGACACACUAUGAAGAAAAUAAUCCUCGUGGAAAAGUGGAUGAGACUGUAGUGAUCUCUGUAUAGUUGUCUGCUGGAAUAAAUUUAGUUUUUACAAAGAAA